CUUUUGGACAAUCCAUGAUUCUGCUUUUCCAGAUGUCCACUUCAGCAGGGUGGGAUGGUGCCUUGGAUGGAAUAAUAAAUGAAGAAGACUGCAAACAGCCAGACAGCGAGAUAGGAGAGACUGGAAACUGCGGCAACUCGACUAUUGGAAUAGCCUUUCUUCUAAGCUACCUGGUUAUAUCGUGUUUGAUAGUAAUAAACAGGUAUAUUGCGGUCAUCUUAGAAAACUACUCGCAAGCUACCAAAGACGAAGAUAUGUAUUGUUUGCCCAGCGGUUCUGAGUCUACGGAAGGAAUUCGGACGUAAGUGUGCGAUGUUGUCACUUUUAAUAAUAAAAAAGCGAAAAUACCAGGCAUUAAGUAUAGUUCAUUUGAAAAUCCAUUUUUUGAUAACAAAAUAUAGAUAACAAUAAUAAAACGCUAAAUAUUUUAACGUUGUUGUUCGAUCUAUUCCUAUUUUAAUUUCUGAUUUCUUCAAUUUGGUUAUUGAAAAAAUAGACAUUUUCUAAAGAUACCAUCAGCUUUUGUCAAUUUGGCAAGCAUCCG
Molecule: messenger RNA, 544 nt
Organism: Ceutorhynchus assimilis (cabbage seed weevil)
Lineage: Eukaryota; Metazoa; Arthropoda; Insecta; Coleoptera; Curculionidae
Source: the annotation of a GenBank genome assembly